GGCAUCGAUUCGUCGUCGUCUCUCUUUAUAAACCCUAAAAGGAAAAUCGAUUCCACCCCCACCAUUAGGGCGAACGCGAAAUCUAGGAGGUAACAGAGAGCGAUGGCGACUACAGGAACUGCAGGUGCUGCGACGGGAACGACGACGGCGGCGAAGAGAAAGCCUGUGUUUGUCAAGGUUGAACAGCUCAAGCCUGGCACGACCGGUCACACGUUGACUGUCAAGGUCGUCGACGCCAAUCCUGUGGUUCCGGCUGCGAGGAAGGCUCGUCCGGGGAUCUCUAUGGGUCGUCCGUCUCAGCCGAGCCGAAUCGCUGAGUGUCUCAUCGGAGACGAAACCGGAUGUAUUCUCUUCACUGCUCGUAACGAGCAAGUUGAUCUUAUGAAGCCUGGGCAGACGGUGAUACUGCGCAAUUCGAGGAUAGACAUGUUCAAGGGCACAAUGAGGCUAGGGGUUGAUAAAUGGGGACGCAUCGAAGCCGCCACCGAACCUGCAUCUUUCACUGUCAAAGAGGAUAACAACCUGUCUCUUGUUGAAUACGAACUGAUUAACGUUACUGAUCAGUGAUGUCUUUUUUAGUUAUCUUUAUGCUAGUGUUUGGUACUCUGAUUCUUCUACCGUCAAUGUCUUUUGAUUUAGAUGAUGAAAGCUUUUGUAUGACUGGUUCAGAGAUGCUUGUUUUGUAGGAAUGCUUUUUAUUU
Molecule: messenger RNA, 701 nt
Organism: Raphanus sativus (radish)
Lineage: Eukaryota; Viridiplantae; Streptophyta; Magnoliopsida; Brassicales; Brassicaceae
Exons: 2
Coding region: 103-567 (154 amino acids)
Source: RefSeq, a predicted model, not a curated record